CCUCCCUUCCUGGAGCCUGUCACAGCCCAGGGCGGCCCAACAUGGUUGCCACUGGGGGCUUGAGGUUGCAGUGUGAUCCUGGGAUCUGCAGCAGGGUGUAUGCCAACCCCUGCUCCUCCUAGGAUGCUGGGGGGAAAGAGGCAAGUCAGACAGGAAGGCCUGGGGGCUGAUAGCACCGCGGGAAGGAAUGCCACAACACCCGGAUGAGCCAGUGAGGCCCAGGGGCAACGUCAUGGUUGCCCCGCCCUCGGCUGUCACGGUGCCAUGGCCUCUCCUUCCCCAGCCGGGCCACAUUCACAAUCAGCACACCGCUCGCCUUGCUGCUCCCAUGAGCCCAGAGACUCCAGGAAAAGUGAUGGAGGCUUCAGGAUCUUCUUCCCAGUCUCAAGACAGCAAUGGAAUCCACAGAGAAACAGAAAACCUAGACUACCAAGAGACAGAGUUCCACAAGCAAGAUGGGAAGCCCCAGGAACGAUAUGAGAGAAAGAAGUCUUCCUCCUCCUCAUCUUCCUCUUCUUCUUCUUCCUCCUCAUCAUCUUCCUCCUCCUCCUCAGACAGCAGCGAUGAGGACCAUCAUUCCAGAGGCCCCAGGGAACACCGAAGGAAGCCACGAAGGGACGGCUCUCCUGGUGCUGACCACGGGGAACUGGAGGUGCUGAAAGACGAUCUUCAGCUCUGUGGAGGUGAUGCUGGGGAAAUGGUGCUUGCUGGGGAGACAGGACUCCGAAGGAGAGGUUCCGGCUCAGCAGGGGGAGAAGUGGAGGCCUCCCAGUUACAAAGGCUGAACAUAAAGAAGGAUGAUGAGUUUUUCCACUUUGUUCUCCUUUGCUUUGCCAUUGGGUCCUUGCUGGUGUGUUAUCACUACUAUGCAGACUGGUUCAUGUCCCUCGGGGUCGGCCUGCUCACCUUCGCCUCCCUAGAGACCAUCGGCAUCUACUUCGGACUGGUGUACCGGAUCCACAGCGUCCUUCAGGGCUUCAUCCCCCUCCUUCAGAAGUUCAGGCUGCCAGGGUUCAGGAGAACCGACUAAGAACGUUGCCUGAGAGCAGAUGAGCCACUCCCCGACGUGACCCCAGUCUCCACUGCCGUACCUGAGCCCAGAAGACAGAACCAACAUGCUGGAAGCCACCGGGAGGCCACGCCUGGGCACUAAAGAGCUCUUUUCUUCCAUGUGGUCUCAGUGUUGGCAGCAGUGGGCGGGUUCUCACGCUGCAGAUUAACACACAGUCUGCAGGGCGGAGAGAGAAGGGAUGGCAUCUAAAUCGGCAAGAAGGACCUAGGACACCAUUGCUCUUAGGGGCAACAUGAGUCCUGGGCCCCACAGGCUGGCAUCUGUGGGCUUGGGUCUCUCUCGUAUCCUCAGGCCAUGCCCAUGAGCUGGGACAUCCUGGGACAGACAGUCUACCUCCCUGAGGCAGGGAGGUACCGGCUGGGUCCCCAGGGGAACCUGUUUCAGGUAAGAUGCCUGGGACUAAAGCUGUGGUCCCAUCACCUAGUGACCACCCUUUUGUCCUUGGAUUCCUUCAAAACUCAAAUAAACAUUCUGUUCUCGAUGCUAAAAA
This is a messenger RNA of Peromyscus leucopus (white-footed mouse), 1562 nucleotides long. RefSeq names its product transmembrane protein 40 (gene Tmem40). The transcript is spliced from 12 exons. NCBI's taxonomy places the organism in Eukaryota, Metazoa, Chordata, Mammalia, Rodentia, Cricetidae. The record is from RefSeq and is a predicted model, not a curated record. The coding region runs from base 188 to 1030 and encodes 280 amino acids.